This is a messenger RNA of Mercurialis annua (annual mercury), 751 nucleotides long. Its product is annotated as protein NOI4-like. NCBI's taxonomy places the organism in Eukaryota, Viridiplantae, Streptophyta, Magnoliopsida, Malpighiales, Euphorbiaceae. The transcript has 3 exons. The record is from RefSeq and is a predicted model, not a curated record. Bases 215 to 463 code for a protein of 82 amino acids.
GAUUAUGUUGUAAAAUUUCAUGUCUAAUGCCAUGCAAUUUCUCUAUUUUGUUAGUUUUAUUCAAGGCAUUAUAAAAGUUUGUAAUAUUUAACAUAAAUGACUAAAGAAUAUGUCUUUUACAAUAGUUUUAGAAUUUAGAAACAUUUUGAGAAUAUGAAUUUGAAGCCGAAACGUAGGAUUUACAAAAUUUCCGUGCAAUAUAGACGUAUGGGAAAUGUUAUGGAAUUAUGAGAAUUUCUUUAGGAAGGAUAAGGGUCGGCCUCUGCCGAAAUUCGGAGAAUGGGACGUGAAUAAUCCGGCAUCUGCUGAAGGAUUUACCGUAAUAUUCAGCAAAGCUAGAGAUGAGAAAAAAUCCAAUGCAGCUGGAGGCGCUGGGGCUACCUCUCAAAGGAACAAUCAUCUCCAUAAACCUGAUGAUAAUAACUAUCAGGAUCCUAAUCCCAAGUGGUUUUGCUGUUUCUAAAAGACGGAUAGCAUUGGAGAAUAUAAAUUAAAAUGAGUGUAAUUUGAGAAUUGUGCUAUGAGAGUAUGAAGCUUUAUUGGUUUCAGAUGAAGAGCAGGAAAUGAAUUAAUAUUGCCGGUUCCAAUCUUAUUAAUUUCCUUCCAUCUCUCCCCAUUCAAUAUUUUUCUAUCUUAAUAUGAUUUGAUUUGUGUUAAUUUCGCCGAAGUAUUUUCUUAUAUAUGUAAUCUAGGAAAACAAGAACAGAACAAUUAAUGAUAAACAUAACUGGUAUUGCAUCUUUUCUAGUAA